UCGCCGACCCUCCUCCUGGCCGCCUGGGAUGUUCUGAUCUCUGGACUCUGUCCCCCUAGAAAAAGAAACCUCAGCUUCACUUCUGUGGAGUAUUAAUUUCUCCCCCCAGCCAUCACCUUUCUCUUUUGUAAACCGGUAGCUAAGGGGGGAAAGAAAACAAAGCCGAUUUCUCCUUGGUAACAAGAGAGAUUCCUUUCCCCCCCCACCUCCCCUCUUUUUUCUCUUAAUCUGUCUUUCCUUCCCCCCCCCCUUUGAUUCUGAACAUGAAGCCCUGUUGGAAGCAAAUCCAUUGACCCCCCUUCCCCUUCGCCCGCCCUUGACAUUCAAAUGCCUGAAUGGAGAAAAGAUUGCAACUCACAGGUUUUGGGGGCUUUUUCCCCCCUCCUCUCUCUCCAAAUGAGUAAUCCCUAAAGAAGAUUUUACAGCCCCCAUCCCUCUUUCUCCUCCUCUUCACUCUUCAGUCUCUCUCUCUCUCUCUUUGGUGUGUGUGUAAUUUGCAUCUCUAGCCUAAAAAGGCAGGAAAACCAGGGGAAGGCAUCAAGGCAGGCAGCUGUUUAAAGAAGUGCUGUUGUGUUGUUAGUCAAUUACCUCCGCUGUGGAUCUGCAGGUGACAGGCUGCUGCUGAAACUGACAAGAGAUCUUCUCCCCUCACUGUCCCUGCUGCUUUUAAAAAUCCGGUGUUUUUUAGUAUUCACAUUAUUUUUGCCUUUGGGGUUUUUGUUGUUGUUAAAAAAAACCCUUGUGUGGUUAAUUUUUUUUUUUAUUACAACCUCCUUCACCCUUUUCACCCUUGGUUUUUCUGGUCGCAAUGGAACUGUAACAUAAACCAUGUUUGGACUGAAACCCCCUCUGUAUUACUUACCAGGCAUGAGCCAUGAGCCAAAGUCACCUUCCCUAGGAAUGCUCUCCACAGCGACCCGGAACACAGCCACCGUCAGCCCCCUCACCCCUUCUCCUCUCAAUGGCGCCCUGGUGCCCAAUGGCAGCCCGGCGGGCAACAGCUCCUUGUCCGUCCCGCCCGCGCCCUCUUCCAGCUUCGCCGCCGCCCUGCGCAAACUGGCCAAGCAGGCAGAGGAACCCAGAGGGUCUUCAAUAAGCAGCGAGUCUUCCCCUGUCUCCUCGCCAGCCACCAACCACAGCUCCCCUGCCAGCACGCCCAAGCGAGGACCCAUGGGGCCCAUCAUCGUCCCACCGGGCGGGCACAGCGUGCCUAGCACGCCCCCCGUGGUGACCAUCGCCCCGACGAAAACUGUGAAUGGGGUCUGGAGAAGCGAAGGCAGACAGCAAGAAGCAGGAUCGAGAGGCAGCAGCAGCAGCCGCGAGCGCCUGAUGGCCGAGCCGCCGCUCUCCCAGGAGAAAGCCGGGGGCCCCGCUGUCCCGUCUCACCUCCUUGGGACACCUUACUCCUUCGGGAUCCCCCCCACCGCCGUCGUCCAGGAUUCCCGCUUCCCGCCUUUAAACCUGCAGCGGCCUGUCCACCAUGUGGUGCCUCCCAGCGCGGUCACUGAAGAUUACCUGCGGAGCUUCCGGCCCUACCACACCGCUGAGGAGCUGCGCAUGUCUUCCCUGCCUCCCAUCAGCCUGGAUCCAGCCACUGCCGCUGCUUACUACCACCCUGGCUACCUGGCCCACCACCCCUUCCCUCAUCCAGCCUUCAGGAUGGAUGACUCCUACUGCCUUUCGGCCCUGCGGUCUCCCUUCUACCCAAUCCCCACGCCGGGUUCGCUCCCGCCUCUUCAUCCGUCAGCCAUGCACCUCCAUCUGUCGGGAGUGAGGUACCCCACCGAGCUGCCCCACUCGUCGCUCUCGGCCCUUCAGUCUGAGCGGAUGUCCAGCCUGACCGCUGAGAGGCUGCAGCUGGACGAGGAGCUGAGGCAGCGCGAGAGGGAGCGCGAGAGGGAACGUGAGAAGGAGCGGGAGCGGGAGCGGGAGGCUGAUCGGGAGCGGGAGAAGGAGCGGGAGCGAGAACGGGAGAAGGAGCUUGAGCGAGAGCGCGAGAAGGAGCGGGAGCGGGAGCGGGAGCUGGAGCGACAACGAGAAAGGGCCCGGGAGAAGGAGCUGAACCUGGCCAAAGCCAUGGAGAGCCCGUUUCUGCCGGUGGCGGAGCUACAUGGGCUGAGGAGCCACCCAGCGGAGGAGCGUGUUAAACCAGCUGAGCAGCUGACGCCAACAAGACCAGAGAAACCCAAGGACGCGACCAUCCCGACGCCUAAGGCCGUCCAGCACCCUUUGCACCAGCCGCCCGCCUCCCACCACCCCGUGCCCAGCCUCAUUUCCAACCACAGUGUCUUUCCCCUCGCCGGGAGCAGCGCGGCCACGGCUCUUCUCAUCCAGCGCACCAACGAGGAGGAGAAGUGGCGGGGGGGGCGGCGGGGGGGGAUCAGCACGCAGGUUGCGGGGGCCAUGGGCCAUGACAUGCCCGAGUGGCAACUCCUCCCAGGUCAGGAUUCCGACACCUUGGCAGGGCAGGAAGAAGUGUUGUCCUGGGGCUGUCAGUCUGGCACCAUUCACCAGCAUUUACAUUUAGUCCCAAAUUGUUGCUUCUAUGAUCCCGCUGACACCUCUCACUGGGCCUUUUCUUUCCGCAGAUCGGGACCAAACCGCCACGAGCCAAGCGCCCGAGACCAACCACAGCACUUUGGAGGCCCCCCUCCGCUCAUCUCUCCCAAACCUCAGCAUCAUCCAGUGCCCACCUCGCUUUGGAACCCAGUGUCCUUACUGGAGAACAACAUGGAGCCGCGCAGGAUCCAGGAGAACCAUUCGCUCCACGCCCAGUAUGAGCCCAGCCGACAAGCCAUCCCCUUGGUGAAGGUGGAACGGGUAUUCUGCCCCGAGAAGCUGGAGGAAGGGGCCAGGAAGAGAGAAGCAUUAGACAAGUACCAGCCUGCCAGGGAGUCUGGGGCAUCAGAACAUGGUGGGUUCUCCCAUGGUCCCUUCCUGGCGGAACUGGAAAAGUCAACACAGACCAUCCUCAACCAACAGAGGGCAUCGCUCUCCCAAACAGGGCAGUUUGCUGAGGUCAGUCUGCCCAGCAAGCCUAGCUCACCUUACCGACAUCCGCUGCCCCGGGCCCACGACCCCAUGUACGUUUACGAUGAGUUUCUACAGCAGCACCGUAAACUAGUCAGCAAACUGGACCUGGAGGAGCGGAGACGGAGAGAAGCCAGGGAAAAAGGCUACUACUAUGACCUGGAUGACUCCUAUGACGAGAGUGACGAGGAGGAAGUGAGAGCCCAUCUCCGGUGCGUUGCCGAGCAGCCCCCGCUGAAGCUGGAUACUUCCUCUGAGAAAUUGGAGUUCCUGCAGCUUUUUGGCCUGACCACCCAGCAGCAGAAGGAGGAGCUGCUGACUCAAAAGCGGAGGAAGAGGCGAAGGAUGCUGAGGGAGAGGAGUCCCUCCCCUCCAAUGGUCCAGAACAAACGACGGACGCCGUCCCCACGGCUCCCGCUCUCCACGCGCUACAGCGCCGAUGAGAUGAACAACAGCCCCAACUUUGAGGAGAAGAAAAGGUUCCUGACCAUCUUCAACCUGACGCACAUCAGCGCCGAGAAAAGGAAAGAUAAAGAGAAACUGGUGGAAAUGCUCCAUGCCAUGAAGCAGAAAAGUGCGACAGCAGCAGUGGUGGUGAAAAGCUCCCCACGGGACAGUCCUACUCUCACUGCAGCUGAGCUCCAGGUACAACAACCUCCUGUGGAGUCAGAUAGGCCUGUUGGUAUCACCGCCUCCUCGCCAGACACUCAAAAGACAGCAGAGCCCAGCAGAUUGGAACAGCUGAGACCACAGGAGCCCCAGAGGGCCAAGGAGCCAGCCCCUGUCUCUGCUGAGAAGCCCAGGCUGAAUGAUGGACACACUGGGAAGAAGAGCCUGAGCAUAUUCAAUUACGUCAGGGGCCCUUUGCCUAAGGAUAUCCCAGUGCCACUCUCUCACAGCAUGAAUGGGAAGAAUAAGCCAUGGGAACCCUUCAUAGCUGAAGAAUUUGCACAUCAGUUUCACGAGUCUGUGCUACAGUCCACACAAAAAGCACUGCAGAAGCACAAAGGAAGUGCAACAGCACUUACUGCAGAGCAGAACCACAAAAUCGACACCUCUAUCCAUUACAACAUUCCUGAGCUUCAGACCUCAAGCCGGGUCCAGCUGCCUCAGCAGAAUGGGCAGCAAGACACCCCACUGGCACGAAGGGGGCUCAUCACACCCGAACAGGACAAGGACUCUGACUCAGAGGGGGAGGACGAGGAGGAGGAAGACGAGGAGGAGGAGGAGUACCCCAGACCUAAAUGGCAGGGUAUCGAGGCAAUCUUUGAAGCUUAUCAGGAACAUAUAGAAGAACAAAACCUGGAGCGCCAAGUGUUACAGACACAGUGCCGUCGGCUGGAGGCCCAGCACUACAGUCUCAGUCUGACUGCAGAGCAGCUGUCACACAGCAUGGCGGAACUAAGGAACCAGAAACAGAAGAUUGUCUCGGAAAGGGAGCGACUUCAGGCCGAACUAGAUCACUUGAGAAAGUGCCUUGCAUUGCCUGCAAUGCAGUGGUCUAGGGGUUAUUUCAAGGGAUAUCCCAGGUGACGCUCCCUUGCACUAGGCCGAACAUAUAGUAUAGAAAUAAUAAUCUAUUUUAUUACCUUGAAUAUUUAAUAUUUUUCACUGGGAGGUUUGAAGCUAAAAAAUAAAUGGAGAAUGUGCCAUGCAUGGAGCAAAGGACUAUGGGAUCCGGAAAAAAUACCCACCUCUAUCUUGACUUCAAUGCAACUGAAUCUUUGUAAUUCUGCAAGCAACCCACCCAUGAAGGCUAGAUUUUGUUUAAUUUUAAUGAGGGUUUUUUGCCCCUUCUUCCCUCCACUUUUUAAUUUUUUUUAAAAUCUGAUAAAAAAACUUCAUCAACAACACUAAUAGCAACCUCCCCUUUGGGAGGGUGCUCUCCACACACAAAAUCAUUCUUUUGUUGCCAUAUAAGUCCAACUGCUGUACCAUGGGGUUUGCCUAUUCUUCACUGGGAAGAUGGUCUCUCUCGCAUUAAGAGGAAGCUGGUACACUUUUGAAAGCAAACAAACUGUGUAUCAUCUCAGAUACGAAAAGCUGUAUCUACGCUGGAAGGAGCAAACACAGCUUCAGAACUUGAACCUGUCCCAAAAUCAACAGGCUUUCCACUGGAAUGCACUUCACUAUAAAAAAUAAAGUGAAUAAACAAACCGCAGGUACCUUUUGAUUACUGUUUUGGGAGGGGAAGGGGUAGGGAGCAGAAUUUACAGAAUAAUAACACACACACACACACACAGACACACACACACACUUAGAAUGACACAAAUUACAUACCCUCAUGGGUGAAAUUUUCAUACAAACGCAAAUGAUUUUACAAUUUAAAAAAGGUGCUUCAGCCUUGUACUGUGUAUAUAUUUAAAAAGUUUUGUAUGUUUUUAUUACUUUAAUUAUUGUUAUAAAAAGCUUGCCAUUUUUAAUAUGUUUCUGCUUUUUUUUUUUGGACAAAAUAACUUGCUUUUAGUGUUUGUACUGCUGCUGGUCAGGACAUGAAAAAUUAUUGACGUGUUUUAAAAGAAUUUUUAAAAAAAGCUUUCCACUGGGGCAUGUGCUAUCACUUCUGUUUUUUGCUUUAUAUAGCAUCAGUUACUUGUACAGGCAAUUCUGUUACUAGAAGGCCGGGAAGUAAUUAUUCCUUACCUCCUUGUCCCUGAGCUGCAUUUCUCCUCCCCCCCCCCCCCCCCCCCCCUCUUCAAAAGCACUUCAACAGUUACAUUACAAAUAUGACCAGCUGCUACUAAAUGGGGAAGGGAGGGGAACGUCUGUGUGGGGAACAAAAGUUCAAAACUAAAUGAACUGUUUGGGUCUAUGAUCUAGCGUUACUGCUGUCUUUCAGUGCUAUGAGCAGGACUAAUGUAGAAAAUGUUUUAAAGGGAAGCACUUGUGUUAGCCAUGAGGUGCUACGGAACCACAGGACAGAAAGCAGAGCUGUCUGAGCUGAGCUUCCCCUGGUGUUUAGUCAGGAGAAACACCAACGGGACUAGGAAGGAGGAGGAGGAAGUGGAAGUGCUCCCAGCUUACCCUUUCUUUCUCUGAAUAACACUUCUGUGAACUAGGAGGCCUUCUUUCACAGAGCUGACUUGAAAUUCAGUUUCCAGUUGGGUUAGCCCAAACCUGGAUGAGCUCUAUUUCUUAUAAAGGGUGAAGGGCCAUAGCAGCUUUCUGAGCACCCCCCACGGACUAAUUUUUGUUUUUUAUUAACUUCUUAGAUGCAGAGAAGCAUGGUGGGUAAUAGGUGUCUGCUUGCCUCCUACUUCCUAGCAGCUGACAGUAAAGUGCAUUUCCUCAUAUGCCAUUUGCUCUGUGUGUGUCAGGAAUAUUUCAAUUUAAAUUAGGAGGAAGUGGCACCACAAGGAACAGCACUAAUAGGAUCUUCAUUUUCUAGCUAUGAAACGGGACAGGAAAGGCCAUAGGCUUUUCAUACCCUGUUCCCAUACUCACCUGCUAGGCAUGUUCUGUUGCCAAGGGCAGGGAUCUGGGGACAAUUGAUGAGGCUAAAGUAUCAUAAAUAUCUCUGAUCAAAAAUCUACAUAUUACUCUUCCACCUCUAGAAUUGGAUGUCUCUCUCCUAUUUUGGGUAGGGAGGGGGAGGAGAUAGAGCUACCUGUCCUGUUGUAACAGUGAAGCACCUGGAGUGGAAAAAACUUCUAGUAAUCACAACAUGCUCUAGGCAAGGUUCCUGGUGUUCCUUCUCCCUGUUGUUUAGUCUAUUACUGUUCUUCACAAGAAACAUUCACUCUGACUAAAUCUCAGGCAAGGCCUUAGCCUAUUGCAUUCCUGGAUGGUUUUGCAGCUACCUGUUUUCAGAUGGCAAUGGCAGCUAUUCCAAGCUUUUGUGUAGCUCAUGACUGAGGAGCUAGCCUGAGUGAAACGACAGCAGAAUAGGGAAAAGCAAAAUCCAUGUGCCAUGCUUUAAGUAACAUCAGCCUGUUGUUAGAUGCAGUAGAGAGGUCGUGAUUUCCCUUUAGCCUACAAACAUCCAACUGCAAUCCUGCUAGGUUCCACAUUAGAAUCAGAAAGAUUCCUUCUCCCUACCCCCCCGAAGUACCAAGACAAUCAGAUUAAAUAACUUAUGUUGGAACAGACAAUAAAUAAGAAAAAUUACCAGAAAAGCUGAAACUGAUACUCAUUUUAAGCCAUGCAAUUUUACAUUUUCCCUCUUUCAUGGUCAUAUUUAGGCUAGUACACACAAACCUCCACAAUCUAUCUUGAGCCUGUUCCAUGCUGCAAAUGGAAGAAAGUAAAGCAGUUGCUGACUACUAUUGUUAAUUUAGCUUUACCCAAAAAGCUGAAGUGAUGACCUGUAUGUCUGCUCAUGUGCUCGUCUUCUGAGGAGCUGACACUAUUUCUGUUUUCCAUCUGGGAGACUGAGACGCAGACAAAACUACAUCAAAACAUACAAUAGGAAGAACAAUAAAUAUUUCACCCCAGGGUUGGCUUCAGAGCUGAUUUGUGCCAUUUUGGUUUCAAAGUGUUUACAUGAAGGAACAUCUGUCUUUGACCACAACAGGCCUGCAGUUUUCCUUUCACUCAGAGAGAAGAGAUCCUUUUUAAAGUGCCGUUAUGAGCAGGCAAGUGACUAGAACGCUAUACAGUUUUAAAGAUUUACUCUUAGUUGAUGUUUUUGGUGUCAGUUUUGCCUAUUUUUACAACUCAAAAAUGAGCCCAUUCUUAAUGCCAAGGUAGGUUACUGCCAACCUGAAACUAAAACCACAGCCUUUCUGCUUCAUAUGCUGUCAGCAGCAAUCAAAGAUUCUAGAAACAGAAUUCAUUUGGAAAUGCUGCUCACAAGGUAACUAGAAUUUAGCUUCGGCUAUUGAGUCUUGUAAAUGCUACAUGACAGCAGAAAAAAUGAGAGUGGGUACUAGCAGCUAUGAUGCAAAAUAUACCAAGCAGCACCAAAAUGCCAUUUUUAGAGUCACUUUUCUAAUCAUAAUUGCAUUUUAAAUACUGGGGGCUUGUAAACAAUGAGAUGGGCUCAAUUUAAAGAAAGGAUGUUACCACUGCUUUAUGUUUAAGGGCAGUUAUUGCAUGUGCAAAAAGCGUUUUUAAGCACACCGUCGUCUCGGUUUAAUUUACCAGUUUAAGCAGCAAAAUGCAUUUAGGGUUGAGUUAUUUAAAUCAGAAUGCAUGGUGCGCCUUGGGGCUACAAGCUGCCAAAUCACAAACUUAAUAAUUUUAACUCCAAAAAAUACACUUUAUGCUUAAAUCACUGUUUCCCCUCUCAGUCAGAUUAUCCAUCAACUUCAAUACACCUCAGAGUGGGAGUUCCUAAGAACACCACCAGAUGGCAAUGUUUAGGAGGAGCCUGUUUGAAAAUGUAACUUUACUUAGCAACAAAUCCCUGUACUGGAGAAUGCAGAUUCCAGACUCCUCCCCCCCCCCCUCCCAUUUCCCGCAUACAAAGAGACAGUAGGUAAUCCCCAACUUCUUGACCCAGUGCUCAGAAAUUCUCAGUACUACUCCCUCCCUCUCCCUUCGGGUCAUGUUGACUGGGAGUGUUUAUCUGUAUGUACCCUGUGCAGAAUUGCUAGAGCAGUAAGACCAGAGGAUGGGAAAGAGGGGGGAGGGGGAGGAAGCCCAGGCUUGCUGGGGGCAGUUUAGAUGCUGUGAAAGAAAAAUUAAACCUGUUCUAAGUGUACUUGUUUGAAUUAAUUGUAAUGUAAUAUAUUAUUUGUUGAAUGUAGUAAUUAGGUAUUUAUGAAUAUAUUGCUGUAAUUUCUGACAACAUCCAAAAAAUAAAAUUGU
Messenger RNA from Pelodiscus sinensis (Chinese soft-shelled turtle), 8781 nucleotides. Lineage: Eukaryota; Metazoa; Chordata; Testudines; Trionychidae. The record is from RefSeq and is a predicted model, not a curated record.